Molecule: messenger RNA, 535 nt
Organism: Agrilus planipennis (emerald ash borer)
Lineage: Eukaryota; Metazoa; Arthropoda; Insecta; Coleoptera; Buprestidae
Product: odorant receptor 43a-like
Exons: 5
Coding region: 6-458 (150 amino acids)
Biological process (GO): sensory perception of smell; detection of chemical stimulus involved in sensory perception of smell
Cellular component (GO): plasma membrane
Molecular function (GO): olfactory receptor activity; odorant binding
Source: RefSeq, a predicted model, not a curated record
UGUACAUGAAGAAAUAUUCAAAACAUCUUCAAUUACUAACUAAGAUGACUUUAGAAAUUCGAGACAUUUCCUGCUAUAUAAAUUUAUCUAUAGUUCUUGGUAAUAUUGUGGCUGUUGCAGCGAUGCUACGCGUUUCGCUAACUUCGCCAACUGAUAUACAAGGGAAUUCGAAAUUUUAUGUUUUUUUAUUUUCGUUAAUUAUCGAGGUUGCUGUAUAUGCAAUUCCAGCAAAUUUUCUAACAAAUUCUUGCGAAGAAGUACCAACAGCCUUUUACUUUUGCAACUGGUUAGAUGAAAAUGUCUCGUUCAAGAAAAGUUUGUUAAUAAACAUGAUGAUGUUUCAGAAACCUAUACACUUAACAAUUGGAAAAUUUUCACCGUUGACGUUGUCAACAUUUGUCUCUGUCAUGCGGGCAUCUUACUCUUUUUAUGCUGUUUUUGGGAAAAACUCAGACUGAUUCUAUUAUUACCUAAAAGUAUCAACAUAGAAUAAUCAAAAUUCAAAAGCAGAAAGCACAAUAUUGCUUAGACAACU